AUGAAAAACAAGAAGACCAUUUUAGAUGAAAGAGAACAUCUGUGGCUUUUAAUCAAUUCUAAACCCAACAAAACAUUUUAACUGAAAGGAACCUAUGAUUAUGCUGCUGCAAUAUCCCCAAAUAAUCAAUAUAUCGCUAUUCAGAUUCAAAAUGAAGAUGAGGAAAGGGAAUUAUUGAUCUACAACACUGUCAUGAAGAGAAACAUCAAAAUCCAAAAGAGCAAUUAUAUAUAACUGAUUUUUUCUCCUAAUUCAAUGAUCCUGGUUGGAUCUAUCUGUAAUAAAUGGAUAUAAGUUAUGAAGUUGAAGUCAACCGCUAAAAAGUUUAAAGUAGAUAAGCAAUCUUAGUUAAUCAACCCAAAACAUUUUCCGUCUAAUUACAAUAUGGAAUUUAAGACAGAUAAAAAUUACCUAUUUGUAUUCUCAGUAGAAAAUGGGUAAUUUGCAAUAUGGAAUUUGGAGAGUGAUGAUUUAAUAGCAGUUGUUAAUUACUAUAUAAAAUAACCUAUGAUGGUGAUGAAAUUGUCUCAAGAAGAUUCCAAUAUUUUAGGCAUCAUUAAAAAGAUGAGAAUUCAAUAUAGAACUACUUCAAAGGAUUUUAAAAAACUAAUUUUCAAUAAUAAUCUCUUAUCAGUUGAAUAUUUAUAAGAAGAAGGAGGAAUGAUGAUAAAAUGUAGGAAUAAAAUUUUAAGAUCGCAUUUUGAUUCUAAAUUUGGGGAUGAGAUAAAGAGUCUUUCAAUUUCAACUCUAGGCACAAGAAUUAUAUAUGUAUCAGGCCUAGUGAUGUAUUUGUAUAGCGUUGCAACAGGAAAUAUACUUUUGAAAAAGAAAAUUUAUAAUGUUGAAAAAUUGAUAUUAAAUGAUCAUUCAUUGAUAAUGAUUGAAGGGGAGUUAAUUAAGUAUUGGGAUACAGAAUAAACUUGA
This is a messenger RNA of Paramecium tetraurelia, 924 nucleotides long. RefSeq lists its product as uncharacterized. Gene Ontology annotation, molecular function: protein binding. The record is from RefSeq and is a predicted model, not a curated record. Lineage: Eukaryota; Ciliophora; Oligohymenophorea; Peniculida; Parameciidae. The transcript has a single exon.